Messenger RNA from Bursaphelenchus okinawaensis, 1950 nucleotides. The record is from the annotation of a GenBank genome assembly. NCBI's taxonomy places the organism in Eukaryota, Metazoa, Nematoda, Chromadorea, Rhabditida, Aphelenchoididae.
AUGACUUUAGAAAACGACGAAGAGAUGAAGUACGACGAGGACGAGCCUAUGGACGAUGAUGCCAGCAGUAGCAGCGAUGAAGAAAGUGAACAGGAAGGCGAAGAAGCUGGUGGAGAUGGAAAGAGAAAGGUAGGUAAUAUACUAUGCUUCUCAUUUUGGGUUUAGGUUUAUAUUCCUGGAGUUAGUCGUCAACUGAAGGAAGGAGAAGAACUUGAAUAUGAUCCAGCUGCUUACAGAAUAUUCCACACUUUUGAAACUGGUAAGAUUGUGUUCAGUUUUGUUUAUCUUACUUUUCGGUCUUUAAAAGCUGCGUUUAAUACAGAGUUUUUAAUAUUUUUUUACUUUAUAUUACAGUUUUUUUUAAUAAAUUUCCUUAUUCAUUUCAUUAAACGUUAUUUUUAGAAAAUCCUUGUUUAUCAUUUGAUGUCCUAAGUGACAAUUUGGGUGAGAAACGUGAACAAACACCUUUAACCUGUUAUCUGGUUGGGGGCACUCAAGUUGAGAAGUUGAAUCAGAAUCAGCUUGUGGUGAUGAGGUUGAGUAACAUGUAUGGAAUUGCUGAUGAACAAUCGGACGAUGAGGAUGAAGACGACGAAGAUGAUGAGGACGAUGAAGAAAAGGAAAAGAAACAAAAGGAAAAAGAUCCCAUUCUGACAGCUGCUGUCAUCAAACAUCAAGGAGAAGUCAACAGAGUUAAAGUAGGUUUACUUUGGUUUUUGUAAUGUAAAAUACGACACGUAUAUAUGCGUCUUUUUAUUAGUUAAAAUUUUGAAAGGCUGUAAUUGGAUUAUUGUUUUAGAGCCACUCUCUAGGACCAGCUGAAGUGUGUGCCGUUUGGAAUUCGACUGGUAAAGUUCAGAUUUGGAAUUUGAAUUCAGCAAUUGAGAAGAUUAAUGCUUUGGAAGAGGUUAAGAAAACUGUCAGAUUGGAUUCAGAAAGACCUAUUUUUUCGUUUGACGGCCACAGUGCAGAAGGUUUUGCCCUUGGAUGGUCACCUUUACGUCCUGGAACAUUGGCUAGCGGUGAUAAUCAUAAAAAGGUACGUUAUAGUCCAGUAGCGCCGUUUUUAUAUAGUUUUAUGGCUGAGAAAACAGCUAAAACAUGUUUAACUGACUACACCUUUUUUUAAGUUCUGUAAGUUCGGUUUUGCGGAAAAAAGACUCGUCUAUAGACUAAAACUGUGGUUUUAGAUAUUCCUAUGGAACAUGAAUGAAGGAGGCCAAUGGUCAGUGAACCAGCGUCCUCUGAUUGGUCAUAAUGACUCAGUAGAAGAUGUCCAAUGGUCUAACACAGAAGAAAGUCUGCUUGUUUCAGUAUCAGUCGACAGAUCCAUCAGAUUGUGGGAUGUUAGAGCUCCAGCAAAUCAAGCUUGUGUCUGUAAGGUUGAGAAUGCUCACGAGAGCGAUAUUAAUGUAGCUGGAUGGAACAAACACGACCCUCUGAUUGUCACUGGAGGUGACGAUGCUGUCAUCAAGGUCUGGUCACUCAAGAAUAUUCAGGUAGGAUUUUAAAAGCUUACCUUUUAUUUUCAGAGGUAUAAGUUUCUGUUUGUGUAAUAAAUAAUUAUCUUUAUGGUCCUUUGGUAUUGUUAGAACACUAUACAUUUUAAAAAACUUAGAGGGUACAUAAUAUUACUCAUAAUUUCAGUACGGCCAAUCCGUGGCCCGCUUCAAGCACCACAAGAGCCCCAUCACUUCAGUCGAAUGGCAUCCAGAAGAUACUACAACAUUCAUGGCUUCGGGUGAAGAUAACCAAAUUACUUUCUGGGAUUUGGCCAUGGAAACGGACAGUGGAGCUGAUGAGGAUGUGGAAGGUAUUCCACCACAACUAUUAUUUGUCCAUAUGGGCUUGGAAGAGAUCAAGGAAGUCCAUUGGCAUCCAAAGAUCAAUGGCCUCGCCUUGGCCACAGCUUUAAACGGCUUCCACGCUUUCAGAACUAUCAAUAUUUAA